AUGACGAGUCGCAAAGCUAGUGUCCUGCGUCCAUCGGCUAGAUCAAGCAGCACCUUUGCUAGAUCAUCUGGAGAGCUACAAGGAACUGUGGAAGGGUUCGUGCAGGAUACAUUUCAGAGACACGGCUCAGUUGAACCCAACGCUUCAUCUAUGGUCAUGUACAUGAGCUUGCAGCGAUACAAAAAGGGAAUCCAGGCCUGCACCAGCCCCUUUAUGACGAUGACACACAAGGUUUUUCCGAGGAAUUCCGCCUUAGAGUCUCAGAUGAAGUUUUCCCUUGGACUAAUAGUGGAGCCUCUCUCUGCUAUUGGAGAUACAACGGUCACCUUGCAACAGGAUACGGGGCUGCAGCUCCCACGGUGCUCCUUUUGUGGAGCUUAUAUCAACGGAUAUAACAGAUUCACUGAUACCAGGACAAUGGUUUUCUGUUGCAUUUGUGACGAGCUCACACGCCUCCCACCCGCCUACUCAGCCUUGCUUCGCAAUGUUAAUAUGACACGGCCAGAACUCUCGCAUGAGGCGUACGAUUACCUAUGCCCUGCGCAGACUGUCGGAGCAGGAGCUGAGUGCACAGAGUUGACUAGCACAAGUACGGGCCACGCCUGUUAUUAUGCUAUAGAGUUAACCGAAUAUACCAUACGGACAAAGAAGGCAAUUGAGGUUUUAACCGCCGUCCUAGGACAUCUAGACUACCUGGUUGAGAUCCACAAUCGCCAUAAUUGUUCUAUCUGCAUUGGCCUGCUCUUUUUCAACACAUAUGUGCACGUCUUAGCACGGAUGUCUCCAAGCUCUCAAGACCUGUGCAUAUACUCUUUAGUAGAUAGGAACACACUCCCGGUUCCAGAUGGCUUUCUAAUUAAUAUUUCAGAUCUCCACAGCUUCAACGCGCUCUACUCAUUCAUUAAAAGAACCAUCCACACACUAGCGCUCAAGCAGACCUUAUCUUUUGUCCCUCCUACUCUGACUCAGGUGAGACAGACAGAACUUGCACAUGCCCUUGAGCUCAUAACCGAAAUCCUUAAACCACAGGGAGGGCGCGUUAUAGUGUUCGUUUCAACCCAGCCGAAGAAUCUAGCUCCGGGGCAAUGCGACACCAGCGGCAGAGCAGCCUGUCAGGAUAAUCACUUUAAUAUGAAGAAUCGAUUCUCGUGCCUCAACGCGUUCUACGGUGAUAUGGCCAUCCGGCUUGUUCGACUGAAAAUCUCAGUCAGCAUGGUGCUCAUGCCCGCAAGCUCUGUUUCAAGCUUCGGAAGUGUGCUAGAGUUGGUACGGCAUACCAACGGUGGUCUCUGGUAUGUAGAGAGGUUCUCUCCGCAUACAGCAGAAGUCCCUAUUCAGCUCUUUCUACAGCGAGAGUUUGGGGAAGCGACCUGUUUUGACGUCUAUUGUUCGCUACAUCUUCCAAAGCAGAUAAGCGUGAAGCAUGUGCUGGGGACCGUCAUGCAUCGCUCAGACGUAGUCAUAUACCUUGCUGCGGCAACACAAGCUUCCUGCUGUGGGGUACGUCUUCAGGUGCACGGGGAACUCGAUGGAGACAUCGCAUACUACCAAGCACGCACAUCGUUCAUUACAUUCUCUGGACAACGGGUGAUUCGCGUGUGCACAAAGCCACUAAGAUUGUCCUCUGAUAUAACAAAGAUAAUAACGAGCGUCAAUCCCCACGUACUUUUGAAUAUGUACGUCAAACUCAUUGCCCAAACCUUGCGAUGGUCUCCCCAUACCAGUAACCCACAAGAGCUAAUUCUCAACAAGCAUACCGAUCUCUUUAUAGUAUACGCAUCAACCCUUUCAGAGACUAUAGACUCAGCAACGGCGGGGAAGGUCCUCCGUCGCAACUUGCGGGACUGCCUAGCUUUGUACCACAGUACCCUGCCGGAUGUGGUUUGCUAUCAGCGGUCUAACAUCUUCAAAUUGGACCUUGUUGAAGGGCUGCGAUUCUUAGACUAUUGUCCACAGCUCCGGGCUCUUCCGGACCUAGUCUUCUCCAUACUAAAAACAGAUAUGCUCGACCUGAGUCCUCCACGACCUGAAUCUGUGGUUAAGAGUCUCAUAUCUAUGAUAACAUUGGAAGGCAUAACUACGGUUGAUAUGAUUGCUUAUCUUUGUCCACACCUAUACUAUGUUGAUGUAACAAUACCUGCUCCUACCGACAACGAAGGUAUAGAGCUUCCCCUUCUCUCCUCGUCAUUAGAAAGGCCAGGGGUGUAUCUUCUCGAGAGCUUCUACUGUUUAUAUGUCUUCAUAAAUAUCAAUCCUAUAAGUCCACUGUACAACAAGCUGGUAUUUUCUAAGCGCAGUGAAUCUACGCGCAGUGAACAGCACACAGAGACACAACCCGCCGCACCUUCUUGUAAUAUCGUUGAGGACGAUGAGCAAUUGAAAGCAAUCUCGGCAACAGAAUCUAAUUACGCGCAAGCUUCAUCUCUCAAACGUUCCAGGUUCCAUGCAAAGCCACUGGCCAGCACAAGAUCACACAGUACCAUCCGAGAAAAGCUCACCGCAGGUUAUAAAGGUAUAAAAGAGUUCAUCCGAUCUCCGAGUCUAGGUUUGAGCAACCCCAGAGACGAUCCACGCCAUCCAUAUACGUCAGUACAAAUCCCCUUUCCACGGUCUCUGUCCGUCCAGCCUUCUGUCGCAGACAAACAACGGAUGAACCGGGAUAGACGAAGCAAGACCAAGCAACCGCACGAGACACUAUAUCUAAGAGCUGACAGUGACGCUGCGGCACGAAUAUCAGCGACGAUAGACAUGGUACAAAAGAGAGUGUAUGAAACUAGAGGCGUCCAGCUGAAUAUAAUAGUGGUAUCUUCCCAGGGAGCAUACGCAGAGAUCAUCGCUGAAUACAUGACACUCAGUGACACAGCCCGUGGAAUAAGUAUCGAUGCAUUUAAGCAGUCUAUUGAAGAUCAUAUACUGAAAUCCUACGACUUAUUGGAAGAGUAA
Giardia duodenalis is the source of this 2943-nucleotide messenger RNA. Its product is annotated as Sec24-like 3. Gene Ontology annotation, biological process: COPII-coated vesicle cargo loading; intracellular protein transport; endoplasmic reticulum to Golgi vesicle-mediated transport. NCBI's taxonomy places the organism in Eukaryota, Fornicata, Diplomonadida, Hexamitidae. Gene Ontology annotation, molecular function: SNARE binding; zinc ion binding. The record is from RefSeq and is a predicted model, not a curated record. Gene Ontology annotation, cellular component: COPII vesicle coat; endoplasmic reticulum exit site. The transcript has a single exon. Bases 1 to 2943 code for a protein of 980 amino acids.